Messenger RNA from Stegostoma tigrinum, 2447 nucleotides. Its product is annotated as acylphosphatase-2-like. Lineage: Eukaryota; Metazoa; Chordata; Chondrichthyes; Orectolobiformes; Stegostomatidae. The record is from RefSeq and is a predicted model, not a curated record. The coding region runs from base 418 to 822 and encodes 134 amino acids. The transcript is spliced from 6 exons. Gene Ontology annotation, molecular function: acylphosphatase activity.
UGUUCUGGCUAGCUGUUUCAUUUUGAAUAUGCAAUGGUAUUUGGGUAAGAAAGUUGGAUGAUCAGUCUUGUAGUCUUCAUCAGAGGGAACCAUUCUGCUCAAAAGGAUCAGAUCAGGGCUUCAAUUCCUUUUUUGGGCAGAUGCUGUAAAUAUUUACAUAUUUUGCUUUAAAAGGGAAAAUUUACAAAUUUUCGCUAGAAAUAAGAGACGAAAGCUUCAUGGAAAGGCUUAUAAUGUCUUUGCACAUUGGAUAAAAACUCUAAGCUGUUCAGAAGCUGUCCUUGUACAUAUAUCUCUCGGUGUUCCUGUUUAUGUUGCAGAAGGAUUUUGUUCUUGUUGAGCUCCUGUAGUUACCACAGCGAGAAGCGCCGGCUCAGCUAACAGAUUGCACCACUUUCCAUUUUACCUGAUUUAGAGAUGAGUUCCUCAGCGAAAACAUUGAAAUCUGUGGAUUAUGAGAUCUUCGGGGAAGUGCAGGGCGUAUUUUUUCGAAAGAAUUGUGACGGCAGUGCAGCCAGAACCAUCCAGACCAAACACAAGAACAUAACCAGGAGCAGGAGUAGGCCAUCUGGCCCUUCAAACCUGCUCUGCCAUUCGUAUACUGAGGAACAAGCCAGAAAGCUAGGCCUGGUUGGCUGGGUAAAGAACACAGCGGGAGGUACAGUGACUGGACAGGUGCAAGGAUCAGUUGAAAAUGUCAACUUUAUGAUGAACUGGCUGAAAUCUGUGGGGAGCCCGAUGUCUCGGAUUGACAAAGCCCUUUUCACAAACGAGAGAGAGAUCUCCAAACUGGAUUUUAAUAAUUUCUCAACCAGAUAUUAAGAUGUUGCAACAAUUGAUGUUUGCUGGAACUUUGCUAAUAUGACCUUUAAUGCCAUACAGCUUGGAAAGGGAGAAAGAAGGGACAUUUGUUGAAUGUAAAGGUUUGGAGAGUAACUUACUUAGAGAGUAAGGGGUGUAAGUUGCUUUUUAUUGAUGACCUACUUGGUUGAUUUUGUUGUUUUCCCCCAAUAAAUUCUGAGCCUUUCCUGUCUUUCGGGUCUGGCAAUCAACCUCCAUGCAUUUCUUCUGUCUAAAAAAAUUUUAUGCUGACAACAUAUUCUGCUCCACCAAAGUUCUUAAGAUUUCAAUUCGUUCACCAGAUGCUGUAAGGAAUUUUGUUGAGCAGAGAUGCAGUACUCCCUUUCCCUUCAAUUAAAGUUAGUGACAAAUCACUCUGUCUCUCCAUCCUUCAUAAGACUUGUUUAUUGUAUUGUGGCUCCAUGUAGUCCAAGUAUUGGGAGUGUACAGCUCUAACUACCUCUUCACUUCAAUUUUAUGUUUUUUAAAGCAGAGAUCAGUCACCAGUCAUCUGCAGGUCACUUAUCUCUGAGUUUAUCCUGGUGCUUGGUGUAAUGUAGGUCACUUCAGCUGUCAGGACAAGAUAGAUUGGCCCAUUUGUGUCAUGAAUGCUGUUGGAGAGCUGAGUCUUGCAUACUAGAAUCAGCAGAACCAGAAUAACAUAAUGGUCUUUAAUAACUACUUAAAGCAACAUCACUGUUAGUAAUCUUUAAAGGUUAGAACUUACCAGCUUUAUAUUUUUGUUCAGAGUACUCAUUUUUGGUGUAAACUACCUUUGCUAAAUAGAAUAGUAAAUGUAAUUGUGAGGAUUGUCUGAAAUUAAUAGUUUAUGGGCAUCAUUGUGUACUUCAGUGUUGUUUGCAGGACUGAAUCAUGUAAUUAAAAUUGUUCUGUGGGCGACUUUCAAUGCAACUCUGACAGUGUGCAACAUAUUAGCCCCUGUGAAGUGUUACAUCAUUUUGAAUCCCUGAAGGUGACAGUUGAGAAAUUCCAAGUUGCUCAUCUAUUUUUCAACCCAGAAUAUCCUGUACAAGUAGAAACAAAAUGCUGCAGAUGCUGGAUCCUUCAAACAAAAACAUAAAAUGCAAGAAAUAUUGAACAGGUCAGGCAGCAUCUAUGGAGGAAGAAACCGCUAAUGUUUCAGGUUCAAGAGCCUGUGUCAGAACUGGCAAAAGAUAGAGAUGUAAUAAAUUUUAAGCACAUGCAUUGGCAGAGUGAAGGUGUCGAUAGGAGUGGGGAUCCUGGCACAGUGGUAGUAAAGUCACUGGACAAAUGUUGGAAUUUAGGUUCAAUUAAUAAAAUCUAGAAUUGAAAGUCAGUCCCAGAAAUGGUGACCAUGAAAUUAUUGUUGGAUGCCAUCUGGUUCGCUAAAGGGAAUAAAAUUGAUCAUCUUUACCCAGUCUGGCCUACAUGUGACACUAAAUCCACAACAGUGUGACUAAGUCUUAACUGCCCUCAAAUGGCUGAGCAAGACAAUCUAUUCAAGGGCAAUUAGGGAUCAUAGGAGCAAUUAGAGAUGGAAAACAAUGCCGAUUGUGUCAAUGAUCACCACUUCCUUAAAGAUGGUGAGGAGCAUUUAACUAAAAAUAAGGAGUAAAGUUGAUCCC